UCUGCGUGUGGACGGUGGAAGGUGUAAACGCAUCGCCUCUCGAUUUUAUAUUAUCGUGAGAUUGAUGUAUUUCAGUUGCAGGCAGUGAUGGGUCGCUCCCCCGAGUCUCGCACGUCCCGGCGGCCGGGCGACCGGUCGCGUGACUCUCGGUCGGCCAGCCCGCCGCACCGCGGCCGGCCUAGCUCCUCGCGCCGGCCGCUGUCGCGGGACCGCAGCCGGGAGAGGCGGCGCGGCGGCGACGGCCGGUCCGAGCCGCGCCGGCGAGAAGACGUCGAUUCCACGUCACGUGCACGGAGGAAGUCGGCCUCACCUCAGAGAACACGGAGAAGGGAGAAGUCAGCGUCCCCCGGGAGAACUCGGCGAAGAGAGAAGUCAACGUCCCCCAGGGGAUCCCGGCAAAAGGAUAAAAAGAAGUCAAAGAAAAGCGAAAAGUCACGCAAAAGGUCGUCCUCGUCAUCGAGCGCCACGUCCGGCUCGGACCGCUCAGCCAGUCCGGGCGCCGUGCUCACCAUGCUGGAGCAGGAGCGCGCGCGCAAGAAGGCUGAGCGGCGCCGCCAGAAGGAGGCGCUCAAGGCGCGCGAGACGCCCGAGGAGAAGCGGCUCCGGCGUCGCCUCAAACGCGCCGACAAGGAGCGACGCCAGAAGGAGCGCAUGGGAUGGGAUCAGGAGUACCUGCAUUACACCAACGACGACAACCCGUUCGGCGACAGCAACCUGCUGGAGACGUUCCGCUGGAACAAGAAGCUGCAGAAGGAAGGCCUGACCGACGUGCCCGACGAGGAGCUAGAGAAGAUGAAUCGCAAGAAGAUGGAGGAGAACAAGCGGGAGCUGGAAAAGGUGAAGGCGCGUCGGCUGGAGCGCGAGCGCGAACGAGCCGAACGAGAUCAGGAGAUGGCGCUGCUGCAGAGCAAGCAGGAGGCCGAGCAUUUUCGCGAGUGGGAGAAGCAAGAGGACCAGUUCCACCUGCGCCAGUGCAGCAUGCGCUCCCGCAUCCGCAUCCAGGAGGGGCGCGCCAAGCCUAUCGACCUGCUAGCCAAGUACAUCAGCUCCGCCGAGGAGCUGGAUGCCGUAGAGGUGCACGAGCCCUACACGUACCUGGUGGGUCUGUCGAUCGCCGACCUGGAGGACCUGCAGGAGGACAUCCGCGUGUAUGGAGAGCUCGAGCGCGGCGAGAACCUCGACUUCUGGAACGACGUCACCGUCAUCGUCGAGGACGAGCUGCAGAAGCUGCGCAAGCUGGACCGGCAGGCGCGCCAGCAGGCAUCCAUGGGCCGCCGCGAGGGCAUCCACGACGCGGUGAUCAGUGACGUCACGGACGUGUUCCGCGGGAAGACGGCCGAGCAGCUGGCCACGCUGCAGACGCAGAUCGAGACCAAGCUGAAGAACACGCUGGAAGGUGUUGACGUCGGCUAUUGGGAGUCGCUGCUUACACAACUGAAAGCGCACCUGGCGCGGGCGCGGCUGCGGGACCGGCAUCAGGCUCACCUGCGGGAGAAGCUGCGCCUGCUCAAGGUCACGCAGGGCGGCCGAGCGCUGGCCGCCGCGGAGGGGGCGCCGGAGGAGGAGGAGCCCGAGCUGCAGCACGCCUUCGUCAGGCCGGCUCCGGUAACCUCUGACGGCGCCGAGGAGGCGGAGGAUGACCUGGUGACCUCCUGCCUGCGGGAGUACGCCAGUGGCCGGUACUCGCCGCCUCUGCUGACCGCUGACCAGCUGGAGCCGGGCACACUGGUGGCGGAUCCUGGCGAGGACGGACAGCGGCUGCGGUACGCCCGCAGCAUGGUCCAGAACCAGGGCAGGAGGGUGGAGUCGGCGGCCACAGCCGAGGAGAAGGCUCUGCAGCAGGAGGCCAAGAAAGGAAUGGGCUCCGACGAGGCGCGCUUCUCCGUGGAGACUGACCUUGGCCAGCAGACUCAUCUCUGGUCGGACAAGUACCGGCCCAGAAAGCCCCGCUACUUCAACAGAGUGCAUACGGGCUUUGAGUGGAACAAGUACAACCAGACGCAUUACGACAUGGACAACCCUCCUCCGAAGAUCGUGCAAGGUUACAAGUUCAACAUAUUCUACCCGGAUCUGAUCGACAAGAGCAAAACGCCGGAAUACACACUGACCGUGUGCUCCGACAACAAGGACUUCGCCAUUCUGCGCUUCCACGUGGGCCCUCCGUACGAGGACAUCGCCUUCAAGAUCGUGAACCGGGAGUGGGAGUACUCGUACCGCCGCGGCUUCCGCUGCCAGUUCCACAACAACAUAUUCCAGCUGUGGUUCCACUUCAAACGCUACCGAUACCGCCGCUGAGGGGCCGAGGCGCCUCGCGUCUGUCUACCGACGUUUCCAGCCAGACAGGUCCGGCCCUGUUUUAUGGGAAGUGUUGUAGUGCUGUGGUGCGCUGCACGCGCGCCUCGGAAACGAGUUUUUGUCGAUGUUGAGCCAUAUU
Pollicipes pollicipes is the source of this 2434-nucleotide messenger RNA. Its product is annotated as cactin. Gene Ontology annotation, biological process: mRNA cis splicing, via spliceosome. NCBI's taxonomy places the organism in Eukaryota, Metazoa, Arthropoda, Thecostraca, Pollicipedomorpha, Pollicipedidae. Bases 88 to 2295 code for a protein of 735 amino acids. The transcript has 12 exons. The record is from RefSeq and is a predicted model, not a curated record. Gene Ontology annotation, cellular component: cytoplasm; spliceosomal complex. Gene Ontology annotation, molecular function: protein binding.